AUGGCCGGCCAUGCUAUGGAUAUCCCGCAGAUUAUCCAAUCUGCAAGCAUCAAUCACAAUCCUGACCCAGUUCAUGACAUCAACCCAGCCACGGCAGCUUCAGAGAAACAACCUGUCGUGGUAGGCCCGGACUCCGAAACAGCCAGCAUUGCCUCCGACAUUGUCCAUCCAAGCCGAGUAAUUCGACCAGUCUACCGGCGACAGAAUCUUCCUCCUCUUCCCGAUCUGCGCUUCGAACAGAGCUAUCUGGCCAGCAUUAAGGAUGCCGAUACCUGGGGACGAGUGGCAUGGAUUACCACUAGGGAUCAGGUACUUCUCCCUCUGAUCCAAGGAACCGUCUGGACACUCGCACUCUCGGGCUGGCGUUUCUGGAACCGCAAUGCCUCAGUCAGCGGGCACACCCUCGGCAGUCGGGUUCGCAGAUGGUGGUACGAAGUGAACAACUGGCAUCUACCGCAAAUUGGCUCAGCCAGGGAUCCUAAACUGGCGUCGCAGGUUGAAGAUGCUCUGACUGAGGUCAGCUAUGCGCUGGAUGCGACCUAUUAG
This is a messenger RNA of Penicillium concentricum, 546 nucleotides long. Its product is annotated as DUF1770 domain-containing protein. The coding region runs from base 1 to 546 and encodes 181 amino acids. Gene Ontology annotation, biological process: mitophagy. Gene Ontology annotation, molecular function: mitochondrion autophagosome adaptor activity. Lineage: Eukaryota; Fungi; Ascomycota; Eurotiomycetes; Eurotiales; Aspergillaceae. The transcript is spliced from 3 exons. The record is from RefSeq and is a predicted model, not a curated record.